Glarea lozoyensis ATCC 20868 is the source of this 1206-nucleotide messenger RNA. RefSeq lists its product as uncharacterized. The transcript is spliced from 3 exons. Lineage: Eukaryota; Fungi; Ascomycota; Leotiomycetes; Helotiales; Helotiaceae. The record is from RefSeq and is a predicted model, not a curated record. Bases 1 to 1206 code for a protein of 401 amino acids.
AUGCUUCAAAUCUGGCAAUUCAAGAACAGGCGGAACCAGGUGUUCGCCAAUGGUGUUAUCUUAAUCGCUCUGGUUUUCGGUUUCUAUUUCAUAGCCUGGCAGACCCUUCGAUUGCCAGAUAUAGAAGACGCGACACAUACAGAAACAGAAAAUAUAGGCGCCUUCUUUCCAGCGGUGGAAUUGCCCUCACCUAAGCCGCCAAAGCCAGACAUACCGCGACCCAGUCCACCCAAUCCCCAAAGCCCGCCUCAGUUGGCACCGACUCCAUUACCACCCACUCCCGAAGCUCCUGCACCGUCUUCGACGGCAUCUACGACAGCUUCUUCUACAACCCCAUCGUUAGCUUCUUCUUCGACAGCUCCUCCGAACCCGUACGACCGCACAAAGGUUGCCUUUCUUGUUGAAACACGCCCGCUCCCUCACCUCCCAGCCCUCUUCGCACAUAUGAUAUCUGUGAUCCCAGCGGAAUGGACUUUCAGGUUCAUGGGCGGACCCUCGGCGCUAGAAUUCAUGCGGGCGAAUCCUAUGCUUUCACGAUACGAAAAAGCUGGCAAGUUGGAAUUUCUUGACGUGCCUGCGAAUUAUUCUCUCAAGGACCGUGAUACCAUUUCUCAGAUGUUCACAGACCAUCAUCUGUAUUCCAACAUCCUAGCCCCCGCCGAACAUCUUCUUGUGUUUCAACCUGACAGCAUAUUCUGUGCAGGUGCUCCUACGACAUUAAACGACUAUCUAGAAUAUGAUUGGAUUGGUGCACCAUGGUCGCCAACUGCUCAAUUUGGGGGAAAUGGCGGAUUGUCAUUGCGAAAAGUUUCAAAAAUAGUUCAGAUCUUGGAAAAGAAGAAGCGUGAGAAUACGGGUAUGCCUUUCGAGGACGAAUGGUUGAGCAGAGAAUUGAAUUCGCUUCCUGGGGCUAAGAUGGCAACUGCGGAUAUUAGUAAGACCUUCAGUGUAGAAAGUGUGUGGGAUGAGACACCGCUAGGGUAUCAUAUCGGCUGGAUGGGCGUUCAUCACCCGCAGAUUUGGGACAAUAAAGAUCAAGUCGACCAUAUCCUCAAAUACUGUCCCGAAGUCAAGAUAAUUUUAGGCAUGAAACUCGAUAACGAUAAACCGCAGGCGAUACAAGAAAUAGCGCAAGCUGAAAAAGAAGAGGAGGAGAAAUCAGCUGCAUCAAACGCACGGCCGGAGGUACCUAAGGAAAAGAAGUAG